AUGGAUGCUCCUCAUGUGGUGCUUUUGCCUUUCCCUGCACAAGGCCACAUCAAACCCAUGCUCGUGUUAGCUCAACUUCUCUGCCACGGCGGCAGCUUCAACAUCACCUUCGUCAACACUGAACACAACCACCGCCGGCUUCUCAACCUCAUCGAUCAACCCGCCUUCAGCCGCCGCUUUCCGACACUCCAGUUCAUGUCCAUUCCAGACGGGCUUCAGCCGGAGCAUCCGCGGGCUGGACCCUCCGCCGUUGACUUGUUCUUUUCUACUAGUUCAGUGAGCAAGCCGGAAUUCAGGAAUCUAAUUGUUUCUCUUAGCCAGGAACCGACAUGUAUUAUAGCAGAUGGGAUUAUGUCAUUUGCAGUUGAUGUUGCCGAUGAGCUUGGAAUACCUGUUAUCACGUUCCGGACUUACAGUGCAACCUGUACUUGGGUUUAUUUUCAUCUUCAGAAGCUCAUCCAAAAUGGAGAAAUUCCAGUGCUUCAAGGAAAUGAAGACAUGGACAAGCAAAUUUCUUGCAUUCCUGGGCUGGAAAACGUUUUAAGACGCCGAGAUCUUCCAAGUAUCUGCAAACUAGAACCCGAUAGCCCGAUUCUGCAGUUUUACAUCGCCCAGGCCUCGAAAAUGACUCGAGCUUCUGCUCUCAUACUCAACACUUUUCAAGAACUGGAAAGUCCAAUGAUCACUCAUCUACAGUCUAUUUUUCCUACAGUUUAUACAAUUGGUCCAUUACACUCACUCUUGAACUCCGUCAUUAUUGAUGCUCCAUCUGAAAACUCAUCAAGUUUGAUCGAGAUGGAUGAAUCCUGUAUCAAAUGGCUUGAUUCUCAGCACCCAAAAUCAGUACUGUAUGUUAGUUUCGGCAGUGUAAUUGUAUUGUCGCAUGACCAAUUGUUGGAAUUCUGGCAUGGGCUUGUGAACAGUGGAAAGCCAUUUUUAUGGGCCAUUAGGCCCGACUUGAUUUUGGGCCAUAAUGGGCCGAACAAGAUUCCAGAGGAACUGAAAAGGGCCACUAAGGAAAUGGGCUGUAUAGUUAGUUGGGCCCCACAAGAGGAUGUUCUGGCCCAUCAAGCUAUAGGUGGGUUUUUGACCCAUAGUGGAUGGAACUCUACUCUGGAGAGUAUUUCUUCAGGUGUGCCCAUGAUUUGUUGGCCCAUGAUUGUGGACCAACAAGUGAACAGUAGGUGUGUGAGUGAAGUAUGGAAAGUAGGGGUUGAUAUGAAGGACACGUGUGACAGAUCAACGGUGGAAAAACUUGUAAGAGAUGUCAUGGAGAAUAAGAUUGAAGAAUGCAAGGAGUCAACGAUGAAGAAUUCAAGGUUGGCCAAUGAUAGCAUUCAUGAAGGUGGGUCAUCACAUGACAAUAUCAAGAGACUAGUACUAGACAUAAUAUCUAUUCAUUCAAGAAAAAAUGCUGUGACUAAAGAAAUUAUGUCCCACUGA
Messenger RNA from Fraxinus pennsylvanica, 1443 nucleotides. The record is from the annotation of a GenBank genome assembly. NCBI's taxonomy places the organism in Eukaryota, Viridiplantae, Streptophyta, Magnoliopsida, Lamiales, Oleaceae.